Molecule: messenger RNA, 2440 nt
Organism: Bradysia coprophila
Lineage: Eukaryota; Metazoa; Arthropoda; Insecta; Diptera; Sciaridae
Product: sodium/potassium/calcium exchanger 5-like
Biological process (GO): intracellular calcium ion homeostasis; calcium ion transmembrane transport
Cellular component (GO): plasma membrane
Molecular function (GO): calcium channel activity; calcium, potassium:sodium antiporter activity
Source: RefSeq, a predicted model, not a curated record
GUGAAGUGAAAUUGUGAGCUAAUGAGAGAGAUAAUCAGGAUUGCCGUGUAAAUACAGCAAAAAGGAAACAAUGAAAAAUUUUGUAGUUGCAGUAGUUGUGGCAGUUCUCCUCCAAUUGUGUAGUUGUGCUAAUGCGAUCAAUGAUGGCGGCAACGAACCACGUCAAAUAAAUGUAACGAACAACAACAACUUACGCGACUUCCCUGAACCACCACCCAUUCAAAUAACAACUGAUGACGAAUGGUUACCAUGGAAGAGUCCGUUACAUCUUUUAAGCAGUAUACUCGAAGAUGAUGAGGAAAAGAUAUGCCGAGAAGACUCAUCGAUGGAUGAAUUUCCUGACGAUUUGUUUUCACAGGAACAACGUAUGAAUGGUGCCAUCGUGCUUCAUUUCAUCGGUGUAAUUUAUUUCUUCACCUUUACCGGAAUGCUGAUUAACUAUUACUAUCUGCCGUCGGUACAAUGUAUAUGCGAUGCAUUGAAUAUCACACCGGAUGUCGGUGCAGCUGUAUUCAUGUCGACAGCAACUUGUACCCCAGAAUUAUUUACGAAUUUAAUCGGAACGUUCAUUGCUGACUCUGACAUGGGAAUAGGUGCAGUCAUUGGAUCACUCAUGUUUAACAUGUUGGGUGUCUCAGCCGUUGCCAGUUUUGCAACGUCAACGCCAGUGCAAAUGGACUGGGUGCCGAUUACCAGAGACUGUGUAGUAUUUGCUGCAAAUAUCAUCGUCUUGAUAGGAACGACAUGGGACGGAUACAUUCAUUGGUAUGAAGCCCUGAUCAUAAUGAUUUUCGCAAUUCCAUACUACGUGAUUAUGUUCCAAUCGAGGCGCAUCAGUGCAUUUUUGAAGCGAAAAUUCGAAGUUGAAUAUGGAUGUUGUAAUCGUAACAUCAGCGGUGCUUCUGAAACGACCGAUGUCGAGAAGAAGGGCAAGGACAAUGCAGUCUUCAAAUACAGUACAACAACAAUGGACCAGAUACCUACCGUUACGGGAAAGGUAGAGGAAGAGAAAGUUGAUGAGAAGGCUCUGGCUGAAACUGCCCAACGAGAGGCAGAAGAAAAGGAAGCGCACAAUGCGCUGAAACAGCAACGAAAGGGCUUGUGGCCACCACCGAACGACGCAUGGCCGAGAGUUGUAUUCUGGUACUACACUUGGUUGAUAAGACUCGUUCUGCGCUGCACUGUGGUCGAUGUAAAAAAGUAUCCGAAAUGGUUUGCCUUCUCAUUCAUUAUGUCGAUUGUAUGGAUCGGUGUUAUGACUUACUUGAUUUUCUUCAUGCUGAUCAUUAUAAGCUACACAUUUUCCAUACCUGAGUCAGUCAUGGGUGUAACAGUGUUUGCUAUUGGCGGUUGCACUCCGGAGUUAAUAACUGGAUUUAUUACGGCUCGACAAGGCAACAGUAAUGUCGGCGUCUCAAACUCCGUUGGUGCAUCUUCAUUGGCCAUAAUCAUUGCGCUGGGCGUGCCAUGGUUCUUCCGUGCCGUUAUUUCGUCGCCGGGCCACGAGAGACCCUAUGUCGCAUUGCAUACAAACGGAAUGGAAUACAUCAUCCUGUCGCUGCUGUUGCUGACAUUGUGCUUCUAUUUGAUCCUUUACUUCCGACGCUUCAUCCUGACCAAAAUCACCGGAGGUUUGUUGAUACUUACAUACGCCGUUUUUAUCACGAUUGCCGUGUUGAUGGAAGUUGGCGUAUUUUUCGACCUUAUCUGCAUACCGUACUACUAAGAGAGACAUUUUCAUUUUACGUUUACUUUACUAGGGAGGUAUAUUAUAUGCUUGCGGAAGGGAAAUCGUUUUUACCUUCCGCUACUCUUGCGGGAAAAUGUGUUUAACUUCCGCAAGCAUUUAAAAUAGUGAAGGCAACUGGGGGAAAAUCGUUUUUUCUUUCGUGUGAUUGUAACACUUGCCUUCGGCUCGGCUACAAAUUGCAUACUAUUGAGAAAAAAGUGUAUUCCCUACUUGCAUGAAUGCAUAAUCUACUAUUAGUCGUAUGGUUGUCGGAAACAUAUUUUGUCGACUUAAGUUCGGUGGACAAAAAACUUAUAAUAAUUUGUAAUAAAGUAGUUGUUUAGAUGCAGUCACAAAAUGAAUCCCUUCGUUUCUUAAUUUCUUAAAUUAAAAUUAAAAUGAAACAGAAAAAAAUCCUUCGAAAGAUAUUUUAUCGCAAUCACAGAUUAGAUGACUUUUAAUCCAGAAAGCGGCUGAAUUCAAAUAUGAAACAGGUGCAUGGGUUUUUUUUUCUUUAUUUUUAUUUUUGUACUGUUCUGUUUAAACAUUUAAGCUUUUCGCUGAUAUCGCCUAAUCGUCUGUAUAUCUGUGGUUGCGCUUACAGAUUUAAAUAUAUUUUUAAAUUUAAGUUUAUUUAUGGGAUCAUCAAUAACAACGAAAUCAAAUAGUCAAAAUUUGCGUCAAUCGCGUGAAAUCGGGUCCACUUGGUUU